AUGAGCGUUCACGAGCUGUCGAACGAUUUGAAUGGAAUGGUAAUUGAAAGAAAUCUGAGACAUCAAGAUAGUGAAUCCACCGAAGGAGGACAUCAUGAAAGAGGACAUCUAACCAGAAAAUCUUCGACUUCUUCCAAUUGUUCUUCGGGUUUCGAUAAACGGCGAAACUUAUACCGCAAAGAUUCAGAAGUAAAGAUUGAAGCGAUUUUCAAGGAACUCUUCUCUCCAGAUGCAAAGAUAGUUGACCAUUAUGAAGGGGAGAUGCUGACGAUUCCGGGAAUCGAGAUAAAUGACACUGAAGAUGUUGAACUCCUUGUCCCAAAUCACGAUAGAUUUAAACUUCGACGACAAACUUCUCUGGCUCCCAAGAAUAACGAAGCAAAAAAGAAUGCGUCUCCACAACCUCGAGUCCGUGUAAUUACUCGAAAAUCGCCAUCUCCGUUGCGUAAAUUGUCAACUCCAACUCAAAGAAAACGGUCUGCCUCCUCGAGAGCUCCACUUCCAAAGUUGAGUGCACCGCCCAGUUUGAAGCCAAACUUUGUGACUGUAGCUGAUGAAUCGUCGUCUGGUUCUUAUCUUCGGAAGAACCCUAGUCCUGUUGGACAUGAUGAAGAUGAAGAUAUGACGACGACGACUGCUUCUACAAAACGACCACGGAUUGAGGAUGACAUGGAAGACGUCAUGACGACGCAUCCAACGUUCACAGUUCAACGAUUGGAUGCUCCGAUUGAAAGGAUAGAAAUUCGACUGAUUGAUGACAACACAACACAUUCUGUCCCAGAGGUUACUGUGAGCACUCUACGAGAUGAUGAUAGAAACAGAGCAAGUGCUGGACGAGACCAAUUCGAUUAUGGUACUACAACUGAACAGCCAUCUCAACAUUUCCAUGAACCAGAUCAAGAUCCUUCUCCUGCUACGACAGAACCAAUUCCUUCUCAAGAGGAAAUGUACAAAAAAGUGGAAUAUGUAGUCCAGCCAACAUCAAUCGAUCCAACCCAUACAUAUUCUGAACCAACGAAGACUGAAUCACAUGAACACCCCACAGAGCCUAUUGUGAUUGGAGAAGAUCCUUACUAUUAUUCAACAAUGGCUUCGGAUAAACAAGCUAGUGCGGAGAUACAGGCCAAGGCGUGGAUAUCGGUUUCGACUUCUGUGCCGAAGUUCGAUGGGGAUAUCGAUGAGGAUGACCUCCCUCCACCACCAGCUUCAGAAGAUGCAGAGAAUGAGGAACCUGAAGAAGAAUGUUUGGCAAACAAGGAAAAAUUGACAGAGGAGGUGAUCGAGAGGCUUCGUUCUGAAACUACAAUGUACUACCGGCUGGUUCGACAGCGAAAUGAUCAACAGAAAGAGUUCUGCGGUAGUGGAGAAGCGAGAGAUAUAACAUCUGAUAUGUACAGAAGAUGCAGUAACUGGAGAGCCGAGAAACUUGUCUACUAUUACAAAUUGAUGCGAAAGACGUAUUGUCAAGUAGACAACUGGCCCAACUCACCGAAAAUCAAGAAAACCUAUGGAGAAUAUCUAAAUUUGUUUGGGACUUUUUAUGCUUUUCAGAAAUAA
Messenger RNA from Caenorhabditis remanei, 1557 nucleotides. RefSeq lists its product as uncharacterized. The coding region runs from base 1 to 1557 and encodes 518 amino acids. Lineage: Eukaryota; Metazoa; Nematoda; Chromadorea; Rhabditida; Rhabditidae. The record is from RefSeq and is a predicted model, not a curated record. The transcript is spliced from 10 exons.